This is a messenger RNA of Myxocyprinus asiaticus (Chinese sucker), 1964 nucleotides long. RefSeq lists its product as uncharacterized. The transcript has 2 exons. Gene Ontology annotation, molecular function: mRNA binding; metal ion binding. Lineage: Eukaryota; Metazoa; Chordata; Actinopteri; Cypriniformes; Catostomidae. The record is from RefSeq and is a predicted model, not a curated record. Bases 105 to 1103 code for a protein of 332 amino acids.
AUAGAAUAAAUAUGCAAACGAGCGCUCUUGAAAACAGCGUAAGGCUACUAGCGGUAAGUCAACAGGUCUGAUAGUAACAUUCUGGGCUCAAACAACACUUCAUUAUGUCCGAUACGCUGGGCGAAAGUCUCCUAAGGAAUCUGAUCAACCUGGGUUUAGAUGACUCGUUCACUCACAUUUCCCGUCCAUUGCCAUCGAAGAGCAUCAGCUCUGAGCGGCUCACCGACGAGCUCAUCGGCUGGUCCAGGGACAGCUGGAGCGACAAAGCGCUGAGUAAACCCCAGUAUCCCUUCAAACCAGACCGAUCCAUUAGUCUGACUGACAGCUGUCUCAAGAUGAAGCCCCAUAACGUCCCCCCACCGCCCGGAUUUGAACCUCUGCCCUCAAACCGAUACAAGACCGAACUAUGCCGAAGCUUUCAGGAGCACGGCAGCUGCAAAUACGGUAGCAAAUGUCAGUUUGCUCACGGCGAAAGUGAACUGCGAGGUCUUUACCGCCACCCGAAAUACAAAACUCAGGAAUGUCGCACUUUUUACCAGUUUGGAUACUGUCCCUACGGAUACCGCUGUCACUUCAUUCACGAGGAGAGAAGCCCUCUGGCCGGGGCGAAGACUCCCGGUGACCAGCAUCCGCGUCUGCUCCGCCAAAGUGUCAGCUUCGCCGGUUUCUCUGGACCUCGCAGUAGCUCUCCCCCGACUUUAUACGAGCCUCUGAGCUUCACUCGCGCGCCCUCGGUUUCCCCUCCUCCAGCUGACAUCUUAUCCCCCGUCUUCACCGACUCUUCCCCUGAAAUGUUCUCCUUCGGCCGUUACGGUAGCGGAGAAAUCCACAGCAACACGCCCUUCCCGGCAGAGCCUCAGUCACGGUGUUUCUGUGGACACGGAAAUAACGUCCAGACCUCCGGGAACGGACUCUACAUGAAAGAAGACCGAAACAAAGGCUUCGUGACGGGCAACCUGCAGCGCUUUCCCUCAGAUGAUUCGCUGUCAGACCGUGAAAGUUACAGCAGCACCGGCAGCUCGAGCGGCUCCGAGUCUCCCACAUUCGACGGCACGAGCGGGAAACGUCUGUCUGUGUUCACGCGGAUGUCUCUCUCAGACUAAAACUCAUCCGAAAGACUUUUUCAUGAUUCCUUUCCAAUCAAAAUGAUUCAAAAUAAUUUGCUACGAGUCUUAAUACUGUUAAUUUAUUAUGUACUUGCUAAAGGAGAUUUUUUUUUGAUACCAAGCUGCCCUCCAAAGCUAAGAAGGCCAAUGUUUAUACCGGUGUAUUUUCUGUGAUAUUGUCUUCCAUUUGAUUUUUCUUUUCAGCGUUGUUUGGCAAUAAGCAUUGACAGACAGGUGCCUUAAAAAUAUCAUAACCAACGCUUGUGGCGUAAGCAGACAACCAUUUAUAUCUGUAUUUUAUAAAUGGAAAAAUUUAUAUAUAGCUAGUAUAUAUCAACCAGCAAUGUGACAAACUUGAGAAAAUGGCCAUACAUUCACUCAUAAAGAAAUGCACUUUACAAAUGUAUACUGGGAGAAUGUUUCCAUGUAGCAUUUUAACCAAAGCAUUAUGAUGUUAGGUACCUGUUUUGUACAAGAAACCUAUGAAACAAACAUGAAACUAUAUAUUUAUAUUGGACAAGACCUGUCAAGUUGUAUAAUGUUUUGACAACCCUGCUUGGGUCCUUACUCAAGGAAACUUGUCUUUCAUCAGGGAAAGUAACAGUACAGUAUUUCUGUAGAGUAGAUCGCUUCAUUUACAAUGUUUUUUUUUUUUUUUUAGACCUAACUAAUAUAUUUAUUAAGUAUUUAUUGAAGUUACAGCAAUGUAUUUUUUACUUAUUUAUCAGCAUGUGUCAUAGUCUUUGAAAAUGUAAGAUGUUGACACAAAAUGAUGGAAACUAUUAUUAUAUAUAUAUUUUUUUUUUCAAUUAAACAAAAUAAAAAAUGCAAAUUGUGGAGGAAAAAAAAAACAUUUGA